CCUUGGUGUGCCCAAGGCCGCCUGGGCGUACUGCUACGGAUCGCGAUGUGGGCGUUAAGUAGGUGGUAGUUCGUAAGUGCUGAAAGUAUUUUCUUUUAUUCACGGAACGAAUUUGUUCCUCAGUUAUUUAAGGAAUACUGUAGUAUGUUUAUACAAGUACACCGGUGUAGAAGCAAACUAUCUGUAGCAAGAGAAGAGUUCGACGGUCAAGGUUAGAAUGCGAAGGAAAUUUAUAUUCUGCGCUGUGGCUUUUGUGAUACUGUGUGUUAUUUGGUUGCGCAUGAUGCUUGAACAGUCAAAUUUUAUUAUACCAUUAAGAGCACACAGAUUUGAUAAUUUUGACAAUGUGACAGGAACUGAGGAAAUCAUCGUGCCAAAUGUGAUACAUUUCAUUUUGUUCGGUCAGAAUUCUCUAGAAUUCGUGUCUUUUCUCAGCAUUUUGUCGGCUCUAAAGGUUCAGCAGCCAGAAGUAGUUUAUGUUCAUAGUGAUGCAGAGGAGUUUGGGGGACAUUACUGGACUGUUCUUCAAACACUGUCAUUUCCAAACACCUCUCUGGUAUUAUCAUACCGUCCGAGACCUACUCAUGUAUUUGGACAGCCGUUGAGUUCGAUAUACCAUGCAUCUGAUGUGGCAAGAAUUCAAGUGCUGAUGGAAUGUGGUGGAAUCUACAUUGAUGCAGACACAUUAGUUCUGCGCUCGUUAAACCGUUUCCGUCACUUUGAAAUGGCUGUUGGCUGGCCAUGGGGAGAAUACAUGGGUACUCAGGUUCUUGUGGCCCAUAAGGAUGCACGCUUUUUACCACUCUGGCUGAACAGCUACAGACAUUACCACCCACGAGAUUGGUACUACAAUGCUGGUCAGGAGCCAACACAACAAAUACUGGACAAGGCACCAUAUCUAGUUCACAGGGUUCCAGGCCUCUUUGGUGUGCACAACCUUGCGGCUCGUCUUUAUGGACCAAACCCAUGGCCACAAUGGCGUCUCAUGUUUACUGUUCAUCUGUUAAGCAGACAUCCUCCUGCACCUCAGCAGCUUGAUGAAAAGUCUGUUAUCCAUUACAGAGCACCAUUUGGUGACAUAGUAAGGUGGCUGUUGUAUAAGCUGGAACCCAAAGUAAAAUUCCUACAACAUGGGGACCAUUAUAUUUAUAGUAAGAAUGUAAAUACCAGCAUUUGUUAUGUAGCAAGCAGCCGUGGAGUUGGUAAGUGAUGCUAGUCAUUAGGAUUGACCAAAAGGUCAAUAACGGAAUCAGUCACAUUAAUUAGUACAGUAUGCAGGGUGUGGCUCAGUUUGGAAGUCUGGGUUCACUCUUUCCCAAGCAUGUAUUUUGUGUCUGGUUUUCUCUUUGCACAUCUGAGAAUGUACUUGAAAAUGGCCACAAGUGCUUUCUUUCACUGUGACUUUUAACACAGAGAAUGGUAGUCAUCACAGAAUUAUUCUUGGCUGAGAGUAAGUCCUUUAAAAUCCUAAGGACAACCCUUAGGUCUAAUUGUGGCCAUUUAUAAAUCAGGCUAAACAGUGUGAUAGAUUUAAUUAUGCAGAAUGAGUGUAAGAACAAUACACAUGCCACCAAUUCAACAGGGCAUGUCUGCUGCCCAAAAUUUUCAAACCCACAGGUAUGUGUGUAUAUUAAAAGGAAGCUUUUCACUCCAACCCCCUAAUGACCAAGUGAUUAGUGUACAUAAUAGAAACAAAAGUCUGAUAAUUAUCAGACUUUUGUCAGACAUCAAACAGAUAAUUAUAAUUAUCUGUUUGAUGUCAUGUACAGCUGUGGUCUAAAAUUUCUUUGGCCACAGAGCAUCCAGGAUGCUUCCAUGUCAUCAAAUCCCUCUCAUAUCCAAUUGUUAUGCAGCCACAUCUCAUGACCCAUCACAGUCCUCUUUAGAAACUCAUCACCUUCAUUAUAGUAAUGUAUUGAGAACUGUAGGCACACCCUCAUUCAUGUUAACUGUUUCUACUCUUUUGACUUUUUCGGGAAGCGGGUUACUACAAAUCCAAGAUGCUUGUGGAGGAUAUGCAAAGUUGGCUUCAGUAGACCAUCCUCCUGUGUGAUCAUUCAAAUCUUCACAUGCCUCUGUGCCAAGUACAUUGCUUAAUGUGCAUAAUGUGCUCCUCUGUUUUGCUCAUCAGUAGUUUGCCACCUUGUGGAUCAUCUCCCGGUCUCUUCGCUUGCAGAUUUCUUAUUUUUCCUUCUACCCUGAAGAUGGAGGCGAUACGUUCCUUCGAAACGUCGGUUAACACCACAUCUACAUGGUGCCACAUCCCAGAAAACUGCUUUCUUCACUGUACGUGUGGUUUGUUAUGAGCACAUUCAUUGUUGCUGAAUAAAAUGUGUGGCUGAAAAUAAUUGUUCUUAAUUUCAAGACUCUUUUGUAUUAAUUUGUAAUAAAAUUAAAAUUUAAUUUAAUGCUCA
This is a messenger RNA of Cryptotermes secundus, 2414 nucleotides long. RefSeq lists its product as uncharacterized. Lineage: Eukaryota; Metazoa; Arthropoda; Insecta; Blattodea; Kalotermitidae. The transcript is spliced from 3 exons. The record is from RefSeq and is a predicted model, not a curated record. The coding region runs from base 218 to 1210 and encodes 330 amino acids.